Messenger RNA from Pararge aegeria (speckled wood butterfly), 1242 nucleotides. RefSeq names its product transmembrane protein 216-like. Bases 105 to 533 code for a protein of 142 amino acids. Gene Ontology annotation, cellular component: ciliary transition zone. The transcript has 2 exons. The record is from RefSeq and is a predicted model, not a curated record. Lineage: Eukaryota; Metazoa; Arthropoda; Insecta; Lepidoptera; Nymphalidae. Gene Ontology annotation, biological process: non-motile cilium assembly.
CCGCCCCCACCCCUCAUCAAUUCCCUUCUGCCGUCCCGUAACCACGUCCACGAAACGUCACAUAUAAAUAAAAAAAACGUAAACAAAUAUUAAAAUUGUAACCAAUGUCCAAAAUGGCCAAUGUAAACUCUAGUUUGGCGUACGAAAUACUGCUUUACCUAAAUUCCUUCUAUUUGGGAAUGUUUUUCGUUUGUGAAAUCGCUAUGGGUAUUUUGAAGGCGAUAAAUGUUUCGUAUCCUGAGAAUGCAUUACUGACUGAAGCUGGUAUAUUUUGUGUGCUGUGUCUAGCUGAACUGAUACGAAUUUUUUUGGGAAGACGUGGCAAUUUAGCCAGCAAAAAAGUACCUGUGUUUUUCUCCGUGCUGUUAACUAUACCUUGUGCGGUUGGUGUAUGCUAUUUUCUCAUAUAUCAAACAUAUAUCCUAAGAUUAGAAUACAUUUGGUGUGCAGUGAUGCUAAUGUUCCAUGCUCUAGAGCUGACUUUUGCAAUUCUCUUCAUUUUCACAGUGUGCAAGAAUCAUCAGUAUGAAUAGAAUAGGUAUAAAAGUACCCCCCUGCCAAAUAAAUACUGAUGCCAAAUUAUUUUGAUUUUAACAAAAUAUGCUGUACACAAAACUACCUAGAUAUAAUAAUACAUAUUUCUUAUAUUUUGUUUAAAGACUAAUGUUUUAUUCAUUAUCUUAAGACUAAAAAUAUACAAUAUACCUAAUAUAAUAUAUAACAUGGCUUACAUUAUAAUGUAAUACCAUCUAAAACUAUGCUUCAUGUAAAUGCCCCUAGAAAACUAGCUUUCAAUAUAGAUGCUGAUUUCCUGUCCAUAUAGGCUAAUUACUUGUCCAAGAUAGAAAUAAGUAGUUGAGUUUUGUGUACAAUUGUAUUUUUCUAAUUUUUCAUUCUUGUUUAAGGGAGUGUACUUUUCUAAAGACUUUAUAAACUAAGUUACUAGAAUACCUACUUGCUUUGUCUAUUUACUAGAUAAACACACUAAAUAGUGUAAGAAUUUAUACUCUAGUCAGUGCCUACACUUGAUUUCUGUCCGAGAAGUUAGGUCCAUUAGAAAAUAAGCUUAUAUGUAUAGAAAAAAAAUAUAUUUUCUGCAUGGAUUUUUUAUUGUUUGUGAUAUUAAAAUUCGGCUCAAUAAUAUUGUUAUUCUAUUAUGAACAACAAUUUUAUAUUUUUGUACUUUUUCAUAAUCAUUUUACAGCUAAAGUAGUAACUGAUGUUUUGCAUUUUUAUAAAUGA